AUGAGCUUUGCCGACUUUGCCGGGACUGCGCCGCCGAUGACCGCGGGGCGCAGCAUCCCCGUGGCGAGCAUGAGCAAGUCGACGAGUGUGCAGGACAAGCUCAGCUCCAAGUUGGAUCAGUUCCAGCGGCAGGUGAUCGAGGUCAAGCGGCAGGCCGCGACGGUCUCAUCGUCGCUCGACGUCCAGCAAGACUUGGAAGACCGCAUCAAGUACGCCUGCCUCAUCCAGGACGAAAUCACAAAGCUCAUGCCGCAGUUGCCGCGGACAGCGGCUGGCGACGUGGGUCGGCGAAAGCUGCUCAAGGACUUUGACGCGACCUCGAGCCAGCUCGAGAAGGUCGUGCAGCAAGUGUCAAACGCGCAGAUGCGCCACGUGCACAACCUCGAGGCCGAGGCCGCUGCGUCCUCGGGCACCACGCUGCAUGCGUCCAUGAACGGCCAAGUCAUCGAGUUCAAGCAGCUCGACAACGAGAUUGCGCACAAUGAAGCGCUCAUUGAGGAGCGGGCAAGGGACAUUGACCGGAUCCAGCAGAGCGUCGUGCAGGUCAACGAGAUUUUCCGAGACCUUGCGGUCAUCGUCGGCGAGCAGCAGACCGCGAUCAACGACGCCCACACGCACGUCGAAGAGUCGCUCGCGCAGACGCAGCUCGGCCUCUCCGAAGUGAAGAAGGCGGCGGCUAGUCAAAGCAGUUGCGUCCUCAUGUAG
Messenger RNA from Saprolegnia diclina VS20, 705 nucleotides. RefSeq lists its product as hypothetical. Gene Ontology annotation, molecular function: SNARE binding; SNAP receptor activity. Gene Ontology annotation, biological process: intracellular protein transport; vesicle fusion; vesicle-mediated transport. The record is from RefSeq and is a predicted model, not a curated record. NCBI's taxonomy places the organism in Eukaryota, Oomycota, Saprolegniomycetes, Saprolegniales, Saprolegniaceae. The transcript has a single exon. The coding region runs from base 1 to 705 and encodes 234 amino acids. Gene Ontology annotation, cellular component: SNARE complex; endomembrane system; membrane.